AUGUCCCACACCAACCCUGCCUCCAACCCACUCUCCCCCAUCUCCCACACCAAUCCUGCCUCCAACGAACUCUCCCCCAUCUCCCACACCAAUCCUGCCUCCAACGAACUCUCCCCCAUCUCCCACACCAAUCCUGCCUCCAACGAACUCUCCCCCAUCUCCCACACCAAUCCUGCCUCCAACGAACUCUCCCCCAUCUCCCACACCAAUCCUGCCUCCAACCCGCUCUCCCUCCCCCAUCUCCCACACCAACCCUGCCUCCAACCCGCUCUCCCUCCCCCAUCUCCCACACCAACCCUGCCUCCAACCCGCUCUCCCCCAUUUCCAGGCCCGGAUCAAGAUGACCCGGGCCCUGCCUCCAACCCACUCUCCCCCAUCUCCCACACCAACCCUGCCUCCAACCCACUCUCCCCCAUCUCCCACACCAACCCUGCCUCCAACCCACACUCCCCCAUCUCCCACACCAACAUGUCCAGCCCUUUGGAUGUCUCCAUUAGUCUACUGCAUUAG
Molecule: messenger RNA, 510 nt
Organism: Engraulis encrasicolus (European anchovy)
Lineage: Eukaryota; Metazoa; Chordata; Actinopteri; Clupeiformes; Engraulidae
Exons: 2
Coding region: 1-510 (169 amino acids)
Source: RefSeq, a predicted model, not a curated record